Molecule: messenger RNA, 2473 nt
Organism: Candoia aspera
Lineage: Eukaryota; Metazoa; Chordata; Lepidosauria; Squamata; Candoiidae
Gene: DHCR24
Product: 24-dehydrocholesterol reductase
Exons: 9
Coding region: 433-1983 (516 amino acids)
Biological process (GO): steroid metabolic process
Cellular component (GO): cytoplasm; membrane
Molecular function (GO): Delta24(24-1) sterol reductase activity; FAD binding
Source: RefSeq, a predicted model, not a curated record
UCGUAUGAGGGAGCAGUCCGAGAGGAGAUCAGGAGAGAAGGUCCGCCAGGAAUAGACUUUGGGGCUCUUGAGUGGAGCGAGAGGGUGCGAAACGCGGUGCUUGGAAGUGGGCGAGGGAGCACCUUACUCUGACUUUGUGAAUCCACUCUUGGGGUGCCUUGAGCAUAGCAUAUAAAGCGGGGCCACGGGCUGUGCAUCAGAAGCCAGAGAGAGCAGAGUAGAAGAAUCUGGAGCUCUUCUUAAAAGGCGCGGCUCGUGAUUGCUCGACAUAGGAAGCGGCUGGAGAAAGGUGGGCCCGGGAGAGGAGGGUACGGAUUGUUGAAAGUGGUGGCUGAUCAUGUGAAGGGGGAGCGGGCUGCACAUAGCGUGGUGCGAUCUUGCAGGCCAGGUUGAGAGAGAAGCGGAAUCGGCGAAGUCGCGGAGAGGCUGAAGAUGGGGCCGCUGCUGUCUCUAGGGAUUGGGCUUCUGCUGUUCUUGCUUUGGGCUCGCUAUAGGGGCAUUGAAUACGUGUUAGUCCACCACCGCUGGAUUUUCGUGUGCCUGUUCCUGUUGCCUCUCUCUGUCCUCUUCGACAUUUACUACCAGCUCCGCGCGUGGGUUGUGCAGAAGCUGCACUGUGCUCCUCGGCAGCAUGACUUGCGGGUUCGGAACAUCCAGAAACAGGUUCGAGAAUGGAAAAAAGAAGGGCAAAAAACAUAUAUGUGCACAGGCCGUCCUGGCUGGCUUACAAUGUCUCUUCGUAUUGGGAAGUACAAGAAGACUUUGAAGAACAUCACAAUCAACUUGAUGGAUAUUUUAGAUGUAGACACUGAGAGACAGGUUGUUUGUGUGGAACCUUUGGUCUCAAUGGGACAGUUAACAGCACACCUUAAUCGCAUGGGCUGGACUAUUCCAGUGGUUCCAGAACUUGAUGAUCUUACAGUAGGUGGUUUGCUCAUGGGGACCGGCAUUGAAUCUUCCUCUCAUACCUAUGGACUAUUUCAGCAUAUCUGUGUGGCCUGUGAGCUUGUUUUAGCUGAUGGCAGCCAUGUGAGGUGUACCCCAGAGGAGAACUCAGAUCUAUUUUAUGCAGUGCCUUGGUCUUGUGGCACUCUAGGCUUCCUGGUUGCAGCAGAAAUAAAAAUGAUCCCAGCUAAGAACUAUGUGAAAUUACAUUACGAGCCCGUGAGAGGACUGAAGACAAUCUGCAAGAAAUUUGCUGAAGAAUCAGAAAAGAAAGAGAAUCAUUUUGUAGAGGGUAUUGUGUAUUCUUUGGAAGAGGCAGUCAUAAUGACUGGGGUUUUGACCAAUGAAGCUGAGCAAGAAAAGAUCAAUAGAAUUGGGAAGUACUACAAGCCAUGGUUUUUUAAGCAUGUGGAGAAUUACCUGAAAGCGAAUAACACAGGAACAGAAUAUAUUCCAACAAGAGAUUACUAUCAUAGGCAUACAAGGAGCAUUUUCUGGGAGCUCCAGGAUAUCAUUCCUUUUGGCAAUCAUCCUAUUUUUCGCUAUCUGUUUGGCUGGAUGGUUCCUCCUAAAAUCUCCCUUUUAAAACUGACUCAAGGCGAAAGCAUGAGAAAGCUCUACGAGCAGCACCAUGUGAUACAGGACAUGAUGAUUCCCAUGAAGAAUCUUGAACAAUGCAUUCAGACCUUCCACAGUGUCAUCAAAGUUUAUCCUCUGUGGCUGUGUCCAUUCAUAUUGCCUCAUAAUCCUGGAAUGGUUCAUCCAAAAGGAGAUGAAGCGGAGCUCUAUGUAGAUGUAGGAGCCUAUGGAAUGCCUCAGACAAAACACUUUGAAGCCAUGGCAUCCACCAGACAGUUAGAAAAGUUUGUAAGGAAUGUUCAUGGUUUUCAGAUGCUGUAUGCAGACUGCUAUAUGACCCGCGAGGAAUUCUGGGAAAUGUUUGAUGGCUCCCUAUACCACAAACUGAGACAACCGCUUCAGUGUAAUAAGGCUUUCCCAGAAGUAUAUGAUAAAGUCUGCAAAGCUGCAAGACAUUAAGUCCAACGUGCCCAUGAAGAUUUGGGUUUAAAUAAAAGCUAUUCCUUCUGUCCUUUUACAAAAACAGUGUGUUGCUACUUCAGAGACUGCAUUCUAAAUGUGAAAUUUAGAAGAAAUACUUCUGCCUUUGUAUGAAAAUAUAACUGGUAGCAUUUGUCUUAAAAACGUGUUACGCUUCAUCUUCUUUCUAGGAAUUUCCAUUUUUAACCACGGUGGUUUAAUGAUAGCUUAGCUAUAGAUUGAUAUAUUUAGUAGAAGGGGAAUGGAAAAACCAGAACCUUAAAAUAGAAGAGUAGCUUAUAGAUAAAUGAGUAGAUGUACGUAAGCUCUGCUACUAGAGGUGUAACAGAGGCUCUUUCUGAGAGUUGUGCCAAAUAAGACUGCCUUUCUAAUGUCACAGUUGCCUAUACCAGAUAAGUUUCUUUGCCCAGGAUUGAAAAGUCAUCUUGCAAUAAAAUCAUAAUUAUAACCUGUCUGAACACUUUGAAAA